Molecule: messenger RNA, 2362 nt
Organism: Carya illinoinensis
Lineage: Eukaryota; Viridiplantae; Streptophyta; Magnoliopsida; Fagales; Juglandaceae
Product: 30S ribosomal protein S9, mitochondrial
Exons: 6
Coding region: 982-2127 (381 amino acids)
Biological process (GO): translation
Cellular component (GO): cytosolic small ribosomal subunit; ribosome
Molecular function (GO): structural constituent of ribosome; RNA binding
Source: RefSeq, a predicted model, not a curated record
AAGUUCACUUCCUCUCCCUCCCCGCCGUCUCUUCUCUGUCCCUGUUCUCUCGCCCUCUCUUUGCCCUGGUGCGCAACCCCCCGACAGCCUCCCUCCCAUUUCGCUAUCUCUUUCUCUCUGUCUUCUCUCAUCUCUCCGUUUCUCAUCUCUCUGCUACAUCUCUAGGGAACCACUCCAGCCAGUCGGCGUUUGUCGUCGGCUUCGUGGCGAUUGUAGCGGCAUCAUUGUGCCGAGCACCUCCUAGUCUCUCGUCUCCGUGCAUCCUCAUUCAUACUCCGCCGCCGCCGCCGCCACCAUACUCUGCCGUUAUCUUCUCGGUUAGGGUUCCGCCUCACUCCGAGACACACACACACACACACACACACACCACCUUAUUCUGCACCCCCAUUCUCUCUCUCUCACCUUGUCAUCAGCCACAGUCGCGCCACAAGCACACCGCCAACCACCAACCGCAGUUAAGACAGAAGCAACAGAUUGCAAUAUUGGAGCAACCAUCGGCACACGUGCAAACAGUCAGCCACCGAGAGGAACAAGCGAGCACUGUGAAGGUCAAGCCCGAGCUCAUCUCACCAGACCGUAAAUCAGCCCUUUCUGUCGUCAAUUAUCGCACGGAGAUUUAAUAGAGGCUGUUGCAUCAGGUCCGUGGUGAUGCUGCGAGGAACACUAGCUAUAUAAUAAGUCUUCAAUUCAUUCAAUUUAUUGUUGAGUCACUUGUGCUUCAUUCUUUGUGGAAAGCUGAAGCUCAAGGGCCCGAACUUAGGGGAUUCACUUUAAUUCGGGAAGAAAGAUCUGGCCCGGGCCAAUUGAGGUAAGCAGGCCCUGAUAGUUACACAAGGAGUCUCCCCAUGUACCUGACCAGACUUGAUCCCUAUCCUAAACAGUGGCGUCGUGUAAAUUUCUAAAACCCUAAAACUCUACAAUUUCGACUUGCUUGGCUUCCUCUUCUGGAAAUCUCCUGUGCUUCUACUUCUAGCAAUCACGAUGCUCUCUCGUCUCCUCCCCAAAUCCUCACAUUUCCGUCUCCUAACUUUAAUUUCCACCAAAUCCCAUCCUUAUCUCCCCAACCCUCAUUUCCCCCCAAACCCUCACUUCUCUCCCCUCCUCAAAUUCUUUUCUGAUCACAGCAACGGCAACAAUGGCAAAUUCGAUCAAUCUGCAUCGACUCCAUGGAAUCUUUCACGUGAUAGUGAUGGUAAGCCGGACCAAUUCUUCACCCAAGACUCCGGACUCUCUCCCCCUAGUGAGGAUGAUCAAUCGUGGUUGAGAUCGAGCGAGGAGAAGACGAAUGCCGAGGAGGAGUGGACCACUGCUGAGGGUUAUAAACCCUGGAGCUUCGUCGAGGAGGAGAGCAGGGACGAUGUGUUUGAUCUAAAGGAGGAGGGUGUGCAGGGGGAGCUUGGUGACACUGAGGUUGAGAGUAGUUCUAGUUUUGAUGAUGGUGCAGAUAGGGACCGUCGUGAGGAGGCUAUGAGGCUUGAGAGGGAGGAGCAGGAGCUCAGUGCUAUACUCAAAGGUCCAAAUCGUGCAUUUGGUGACCUUAUUGCUGCAUCUGGAAUCACUGAUGAAAUGCUGGACAGUUUGAUUGCACUGAAGGAUUUUGCAGGGAUUGAGGGACUGCCGCCUUUAAGUGAAAUAGAGGAAAUGCGUUAUGAGAAAAAUACAAGAAAAAUCACAAGAGCUGAAAUUGAGCGCCAGAAGCAAGAGGAAGUUGCCAGAGCUAGAGUGAGACAAGUAGACGAGAAGGGAAGAGCCUAUGGAACUGGGAGAAGGAAAUGCAGUAUAGCCCGGGUCUGGAUUGAACCUGGGGAUGGAAAAUUCGUAGUUAAUGAUAAACAAUUUGAUGUCUAUUUUCCCAUGCUCGAUCAUCGUGCUGCUCUCCUGCGACCUUUUUCUGAGACAAAGACCUUGGGCCUUUGGGAUGUCAACUGUACUGUGAAAGGAGGUGGUGUCUCAGGCCAAGUUGGAGCAGUUCGAUUGGGGAUCAGUAGGGCCUUGCAAAAUUGGGAACCAGAUAUGCGUCCUGCACUCAGAGCUGCCGGUUUCUUGACGAGGGACUCACGUGUGGUCGAAAGGAAAAAACCAGGCAAAGCAAAAGCAAGAAAGAGCUUCCAAUGGGUCAAGCGAUAAUUAUUUUCCGGUAUGCUUCUAUAUAUGCAGGACCUGUUUUUAUAUGGAACUUCAAUUUUGCCGCAUGACGACAAUAACUUUCUGAGAUAAAGUUGUUUGGCCUGGUGCCUCCUCCUAUAAUUUUAGAUUGUAAUUCGAGUGUGUGCUCCCCCUGCUAGAAUUUUUUUAGCAAUCGAAAUUUAGCAUUUUAGCCUUUUUUUUUUUUUUAAUAAAUGAAACAUCUGUUUGCUCUUCA